AUGCUAGAGAUAUUUAUGGGGAACAAUAGUGAUGACGAUGACUCUACCAACAUUGCACUUCCCAAGUUUGACAUUGUCGACAUUACCGCAAUUGAAUACAGUUUGCAUAGGGAGUAUACUUUGUGGAUCUUCACCCAAAGUGAGCAUCAUCGAUUGUCCGAAAUUACAAAGGCCCCCUACGAUAAAAAUAUGGAUUCCGGAAUUGUGACUUCUUUGUUAAAAGGUUAUGUGAGCUUUUGA
Molecule: messenger RNA, 240 nt
Organism: Lathyrus sativus (Indian pea)
Lineage: Eukaryota; Viridiplantae; Streptophyta; Magnoliopsida; Fabales; Fabaceae
Source: the annotation of a GenBank genome assembly